AUGGAAAGCCAAAAUGACGUGAACGGCUUCAGAGCAGUCGUCGACGUCGAGGCCUCGGAUGGGGCUGGACAAAGGCCACCCUCGCAGUUCUCUUGGAUGGAUCCCCACCCCAUCUUUGUUAUCAUUCUGGUCGGCAGCGAGGAGCAACCGUUUGGCAUACAAAAGGACUUCUUAUGUGCAAAGUCUUCAUACUUUCGUGAUCACUUUGACCGGAACCAGCAGGAACAGCAGAUCGAGCAUGUUGUCAAUCUCAGCGAGACCCCCGUCGAGGUGUUUUCAUGCGCACAAAACUAUAUAUACACAGGCCAGGUCUGCCCAGACCUGGGAAGCCUGCCAUCAUAUGAAGUCCUUAUAGGUGUCUGGAAGCUUGGUAAUGAACUUGGAAUUGAUGGACUGUGUGACAAGACCCUCGAGGCUAUGAACGAGUGUCGACGAAUCACCCAGCGGAUCCCUGCCACCCCGGUGCUCGUCCAGGUUUGGCGGGACACACCCGAAGGUUCCUCCAUCCGCCUUCUCUUCCUCGAGUGGGCCGCCGAGUACAUGCGUUCUUCCGAAUCUCGAGCCGAAUUCGCGCGAUCUCUUCCCCAGGAGGUCUUGAGCGAGCUAGUGAUAGCUAUGAGCUCAUUGGACUUCCCCCCUGCAUCCACCGUACCCGGGUCGGCGUCUCCAAAUACCUGCAGCAACAGCAUUCCUGCUCCGCCCAGAGCCACACAUCAGCUCGAAGCAGACGGGCUCGAGGAGAUCCCCCCUGCUCGGCCUGUGAAGAGAGCCCGACAUUCGGACGUGCUCCCUAACGGCGACACCGCCGCAGGCUACAAAUCUGCCGCCAAUGCUACCAAGAAAGCCAGAGCGUCUCUGCCAGCGGCAAAACCUGCUGCUACCACGCAGAGGCGAAGGAGCAAGCAGCAGCUGGCCGACCUGAACCCUACCGUAGAGCAGAAACUCGAGUUCUGCUCAGAUCUGUUGACUAGGAUGGUUUCGGGACCUGGAUUCUGGACCCGGAUCGUUGGUCCGUUCAAAGAACCAGUCGAUCCUCUCCGUGAUGAAGUCCCUGAUUAUUUCACAAAGAUUAAUCGCCCAAUGGACCUGAGGACCAUGAAGAACAAGAUGGACCAGCAUCUGUACAAAGACGAGGAGGAGUUUCUCGCAGACAUGCGUCAGAUUUUUACAAACUGCUACACGUACUGGACGAAAAAGGACCCCAUGUGGGCCGCGUGCGAAAGGUUCGAGAAGAACUUUGAGGAUAAGUAUGCGAGCAUGAACGCCUGGAUCUCCAAGAUGUCGGGCUUCGAGGGUCAGUAG
Messenger RNA from Pyricularia pennisetigena, 1302 nucleotides. RefSeq lists its product as uncharacterized. Gene Ontology annotation, biological process: chromatin remodeling; regulation of DNA-templated transcription. The transcript has 3 exons. Lineage: Eukaryota; Fungi; Ascomycota; Sordariomycetes; Magnaporthales; Pyriculariaceae. The coding region runs from base 1 to 1302 and encodes 433 amino acids. Gene Ontology annotation, cellular component: chromatin; nucleus. The record is from RefSeq and is a predicted model, not a curated record.